Molecule: messenger RNA, 2177 nt
Organism: Cylas formicarius (sweet potato weevil)
Lineage: Eukaryota; Metazoa; Arthropoda; Insecta; Coleoptera; Brentidae
Gene: Ppat-Dpck
Product: bifunctional coenzyme A synthase
Exons: 6
Coding region: 115-1656 (513 amino acids)
Biological process (GO): coenzyme A biosynthetic process
Molecular function (GO): dephospho-CoA kinase activity; ATP binding
Source: RefSeq, a predicted model, not a curated record
UAUAGCAGUAAAAACUCAGAAUAACCUUAAUUUAUGUUAUUGUCAAGUAAGAAACUAGUUUUCAUGUGAUAUUUGAAUAUUUGACUCUAUUUUAAUUUAACAUAUUUCAAAGACAUGUUAGCCAAGACUGGUCUGUUAAUUGUAUCCAAUCCUCAGCAAAUUAGUAAGGUUUUACGUUCGAUACAAAAUAGAGUUCAAAGUACACUUUACAUACAAUUGCUAUCUGCGUUAACGGAUCAGUUAGGAAACUUUUGUCCUGGAGUUUUUACAACAUGGCCCAAGUUUAAUAAGACUAUAUUUGGUAUUUACUCUCAGGCUGCAAAAUACUGCAAUGAUUUGGAUGUUCAAGUUCUACUGUCUGGUCUGAAAUACAACAUACCACAAAUUAAAACAAGGAAUCCAAUUGAUAUAGUUAUUUUUGAUAAGGAAUAUACCGAAAAUGAAAUUAAUAAUUUCAUUAAUUUAAGACUCUCCAAUGUUUCAAAAAAACAUGAUAUUUUAACAGUUCAUUGUGGCGGGCAUGAAACUCUCACUGAAGAAGAAGGUGAAGAGGAAAAAAUUGUUGAGCAUUCUGUAUUAGGAGGGACAUUUGAUAGGUUACAUGUUGCUCAUAAAUUGAUUUUAAGUGAAGCUAUUUUAAGAUCAAAAUCUAAAGUUACUAUUGGUGUAACAAAUGAAAAUUUGAUUCAAGGAAAACUACUCUGGGAAUUGAUAGAAGACAAAGAUACAAGGAUAAAAAAGGUCAAGAAUUUUAUCACUGAUAUAUGCCCAGAAUUGGAAUAUGAAGUUGUGGAAAUAUCAGACCCUUUUGGGCCGGCAAUUGUUGAUCCAACAAUGGAGUUAAUUGUUGUUAGUCCGGAAACUGUCAGAGGAGGGCAAAAGAUAAAUGAAAUCAGAAAAGAAAAACAGCUCCACGAACUUGAAAUUGUUUCUAUCAGAUUGAUAGAUGAACCAAAACCUGACCCUAUAGAAGAACCAAAAAUUAGUUCUAGCAAUACAAGAUUGAGACUCUUAGGAACACUUUUUAAAUCUGUGGAAAAAAAUGAUUGUAUACCUAAGAAGCCUUAUAUUAUUGGUUUGACAGGUGGGAUUGCCAGCGGAAAAUCUGGUGUGGCGGAGCACUUGCAAGAACUAGGAGGUUUGAUAAUCAAUUGCGAUAAAUUGGGACACAAUGCAUAUAAACCAGGUUGCCCGUGCUACAACAAAAUUGUACAACAAUUCGGGCGGCAAGUUUUAGAUACCAAUGGUGAAAUUGAUCGAAAAGUGCUGGGUUCCAUUGUUUUUAAAAAUCCUGAUGAUUUGAAUAAGCUGAAUGAAUUAGUAUGGCCGGCAAUUGCAGAGGAAAUCAAGAACAUAAUUAAGAAUACUGACAAGGAGAUUGUGGUUGUUGAAGCUGCAGUACUGCUAAGAGCUGGCUGGCAAAGACAAUGUCACGAGGUAUGGACCACCAUUGUUCCCCCAAAUGAGGCUAUUAGAAGACUAAUCUCCCGGAAUAAUUUAAAUGAGAGUGAAGCCAAAAAGAGGUUGGACGCACUACCACCCAACACUGAGUAUGUAAGACAUGCGCAUGUAGUGUUCUGUACUUUGUGGCAGAUAGAGUAUACAAAACUUCAAGUAAUUAAAGCUUGGAAUCUACUUCAGGCAAGAAUACCAUAAUAAAUUUUUUAUGUCUUCUUUAGAAAAUUUGGAAAUGUUAUGGGGUACAGGUAGUGGUAAUGUAGAAACAUUCAUUUGCAUUUUGUAUAGUGUGUAAACAAGAAUGAUCUAUUAAAAUGAUUUAUUUUUAUUAACCUUUUGAGUUUUAUUGUACAUAAUUUCUGCAAAAAGCUUAUUGAAAAAUGUGCUUGGAAUUUACUUCAGGCAAGAAUAGCAUAAUAAAAUUUUUUUUGUGUCUGGAUUUGACAGAAACAUUAUUUUUUUUAUGUCAUUUAGAAAAUUUAGAAAUGUUAUUAGGUAAAGGUAGGGGUAAUAUAGAAACAUUCUUUUGCAUUAUGUGUAGUGUAUAAACGACAAUGAUAUAUUAAAAUGGUUUAUUUUUAUUAUACACAACUUAUGCAAAAAGCCUAUUGAAAAAUGCGCAGGUGUGCAAGUAUUAAAGCUUGGAAUCUACUUCAGGCAAGAAUAGCAUAAUAAAAACUUGUCUUGAUUUAGAAUAUUUGGAAAUGUUAUGGGGUAAA